Messenger RNA from Salvia miltiorrhiza (redroot sage), 1371 nucleotides. RefSeq lists its product as uncharacterized. Gene Ontology annotation, molecular function: nucleic acid binding. The record is from RefSeq and is a predicted model, not a curated record. NCBI's taxonomy places the organism in Eukaryota, Viridiplantae, Streptophyta, Magnoliopsida, Lamiales, Lamiaceae. Bases 1 to 1371 code for a protein of 456 amino acids. The transcript has 2 exons.
AUGGCAGUCAUAAGAACUAGGCCAAAUUUGACUGAUGAAGAAAGAAAUAUUGUUGCACAAUGGCUUCUACAACACAGCAGCGAUGGAGAUCUUUGCUAUGGAGCUAAAAAAGAAGCUGCACAAAAAUUCCAAGUUGAUGCAAAGACCAUUUGGCGCAUCUGGAAUUCAGCAGCUGCACAGCAACUAUUGGGAAGACCAAUUCACCUAGUAUCAAUGAAGAAAGGUGUCAAACAUAAAGACAAACAGGUACUUGAUGUUGAGAAAGUCAGAAAUAUGUCAGUGUUAGAAAGAUCAUCCCUCAGAAUAAUGUCAGGUAAGUUAGGCGUUAGUAAAAGCUUGCUUCAUAGGUGGGUGAAGGAAAAGAAGAUAAGGCCACACACUAAUGCAAUAAAACCAUUUCUCACCUCCCAAAAUAUGUUGUUGAGACUUAGAUGGAGCCUCAGUCAGCUCAUUCCAUUGAAUGAGGGUGGAAAGUUCAAAUUUCAGACCAUGUAUAACACCAUACAUGUUGAUGAAAAGUGGUUUUACUUAACCAAAACAGCAGACAGAUACUACCUAUUGCCGAAUGAGAUUGAGCCACACAGAUCAUGCAAAUCAAAGAGAUUUAUUGACAAAAUAAUGUUCUUGUGUGCUAUUUCUAGGCCAAUUAUUGACAGCAAUGGAGAAAUCAUAUUUGAUGGCAAAAUUGGUAUAUUUCCAUUCACAACAGAAGAGGCAGCAACUAGAAACUCAAAAAACAGAGCCAAGGGCACAAUUGAAACAAAGGCAAUCCAUUCUAUCACAAAGGCUGUCAUGAAGGAAUGCUUUAUCAAUCAGAUGAUACCAAUCAUUAAGGCUAAGUGGCCUGCUGGAUUAAGCAAGAACAUAUUUAUACAACAGGACAAUGCCAAACCACACAUCAAGAACAAUGACCCAGAUUUUAUAGCAGCUGCUACAUCAGAUGGAUUUAAUAUCCAACUGGUAUGCCAACCAGCAAACUCUCCUGACACAAAUGUGAAUGAUCUAGGGUUCUUUAGGGCUAUACAAACUCUUAAAGAUCAGAAGAUGGCUCAUGGUGUAGAGAGCUUGCUAAAGAAUGUUCAAGAUGCGUUUGAAGAGUACCCAGCAGCUAAGAUAAACAAUGUGUUCCUAACUCUGCAGAGCUGCUACCAGGAAAUAAUGAAAGUGAAGGGCAACAACAACUACAAGAUUCCACACAUGAAUAAAGAUGGACUAAUUAGGCAAGGAUUACUACCAGAAUGCCUUGAAGUGGAUGAGCAGCUUGUAAAUGAGUGCAUUGAUUACCUAAGUUUGCAGGGAAGUGAAGAAGUUACAAGCUACAACAUUGAUCAUAUACUGCAAGGAAUCCAACACAUUCAACUGAGGGACUAA